Molecule: messenger RNA, 10153 nt
Organism: Linepithema humile (Argentine ant)
Lineage: Eukaryota; Metazoa; Arthropoda; Insecta; Hymenoptera; Formicidae
Gene: Shaw
Product: Shaker cognate w
Biological process (GO): protein homooligomerization; potassium ion transmembrane transport
Cellular component (GO): neuronal cell body membrane; axon terminus; voltage-gated potassium channel complex
Molecular function (GO): protein binding; delayed rectifier potassium channel activity
Source: RefSeq, a predicted model, not a curated record
GCGAACGUGGAACAGCGUAGCGCACAGGACGACGUAGUGCCUAUUGUGCGAGCCCGCCCGUUAACCAGGUGCAUCCUUCCCGCGGGGCGCCAUCGUCAUCGUCACACAGCGACGACAUGGAGAAUGCGGAGACCCGGAGUAGUGCCGUCGAGAUGUCGCGGAAGAUCUCCGAGACAUGAAGAGAGCGCGACCGAGGCUCUUCCAUGUUACAUCACGUCACGUCGAGUGGAUUUAUCGAUGCAUUAGGCAUGCGUGCAUAAUUGAUAUGGGUGCAAACGUAUUGAUGCUACACGGCCAAGGGAAGGUACUGAAAAAUGCUCGGGAAGGAUGCUUACGUAUAAAUAACUCGACAAAAAAAUAAUUGGUCCGGAAACCGAACGGUCGUAUUCGCGAUGUGAAAAUGUGUGUGCAUUAUGCGGCAACCGUGAAAGAAGAUGGGACAAAUCACAUGGGUUUCUUUGAGUCGGGGCCGGUAGCAGAGCCGUGAUCAAAAUGAACUUGAUUAACAUGGACGCGGAGAACCGCGUCGUUCUGAACGUGGGUGGAAUCCGGCACGAGACGUACAAGGCGACCCUGAAGAAGAUCCCGGCGACGAGGCUCUCGAGACUGACCGAGGCCCUCGCCAACUACGACCCGAUCCUCAACGAGUACUUCUUUGACAGGCACCCGGGUGUCUUCGCCCAGGUACUCAACUACUAUCGCACCGGGAAGCUGCACUAUCCCACGGAUGUCUGCGGCCCGCUUUUCGAGGAGGAGCUCGAAUUCUGGGGGCUCGACUCCAAUCAGGUCGAGCCUUGCUGUUGGAUGACCUACACGCAGCACCGGGAUACGCAGGAAACGCUGACGGUCCUCGACAGGUUGGACCUCGACACCGAGAAACCCACCGAAGAGGAACUCGCGAGAAAAUUCGGCUUCGAGGAUGCGUAUUACGAAGGAACUCGAACUCGGUGGCAGAAGCUCAAGCCUCAGAUGUGGUCACUUUUCGAUGAACCCUACUCCUCUGUUACAGCUAAGAUAAUCAGCAUAAUUUCCGUUUUCUUCAUCUGCGUUUCGAUACUCUCGUUCUGCUUGAAAACCCAUCCGGACAUGCGAGUGCCGAUGAUCGUGAAUCGUUCGGUAAAGACUGACAACGUGACGUCAUGGGUGGUGGACAAAACCCGCACCAACGCCCACGACGUCUUCUUCUACAUCGAAUGCAUCUGUAACGCCUGGUUCACCCUCGAGUUCCUGAUACGCAUCACCGCGAGCCCGAAUCGGUGCGACUUCAUCAAGAGCUCGGUGAAUCUGAUCGACAUGGUGGCGACUCUGAGCUUCUACGUUGACCUGGCGCUGCAGCGGUUCGCGGCCCACUUGGAGAACGCCGAUAUCCUCGAGUUCUUGAGCAUCAUACGUAUAAUGAGGCUGUUCAAGCUCACGCGCCACUCCUCGGGCCUGAAGAUCCUGAUACAGACUUUCCGCGCAUCGGCGAAGGAACUCACGCUGCUGGUGUUCUUCCUGGUACUCGGCAUCGUCAUCUUUGCUAGUCUCGUGUAUUACGCGGAGCGUACUCAGUACAAUCCGAAAAACGACUUCAAGAGCAUACCACUGGGUCUGUGGUGGGCCCUGGUGACGAUGACCACCGUCGGUUAUGGGGACAUGGUGCCGAAGACGUACAUUGGGAUGUUUGUCGGCGCACUCUGCGCGCUGGCCGGUGUGCUCACCAUCGCCCUGCCCGUGCCCGUGAUCGUUAGCAACUUUGCAAUGUAUUACAGUCACACGCAGGCGCGAGCCAAGCUACCGAAGAAGAGACGCCGAGUACUGCCGGUGGAGCAACCACGUGUGAGGGCACCCGGUGCGCCGCCUGGUACAGCCGGCGGGCCCGGAACCGGGCCCCCGGGCUGCGGCCAGCAAAUGUCGCACUUGCAGUCGGGUGGGGGCGCGGUCACCACUGGGCCCCACGGCCUCGGCAUGGGCCAAACGCCCGGCGUCGGGUGCACCGGUGGCGGCCAAGGACCGCAGAAUCGGAGAAUGAACGCCAUUAAGACGAAUCAUCCGAAGGAUCCAUUCGCCACGAAAUCAGAGGAGGACCGGAGGAAUUGUAACCUACGAACCAACGGGACCAAGAGAGCCGGAGGUUUGGAUUAACCAUUUAGCGCUGUCGUAGAUGCGCUCAGACGUGGGUAUCUCUCACUGGUCGGAAUUAUUUUGGAGCGAACGGCGCGGCGUGUACAUCUUAAUCAAAGAUUGUCCUGUAAAGUCCGUAAUUUUAAUUAGGGUUGCUUUGGAAAGAGGAAAAAAAGAAGGAGAAAGAAAAACAAAACGCGUUAAACAAUACCUCGCUGCAUCGAAGCGGUCACGGCUUCUAUUGCCCGAUUUCAACGUUUGGGCAAAGUAAACACUGCCGGCGAGCGUGGCGGCUGAGAUCCGACCGGAACACGGUAAAAGUCUUGUGCGGUGGCUGUCACCAGACACACACACACACACGGCCGCAACGGGUAUAUCUAUUAUUUAUCUAGAAUGUAGAAUUAAUAGAAACAGGAGGACAACUGCCGCGAGCUCUGCCCGACGAGAAGGGACUCGCGUCCAUCCGGGACACGGCUCGGCAGACGUGCGUCCUCCAUUUUCCGCUUAAUUCUAGAUUCCAAAUAACAUUGUAUAUAUACCGUCAGGUUUAAAAAAAAAAAAGAAGUGAAUUGCGAGAAUCUCUCGACGGUUAUACCACGAGCCAACUAUCGAUCUAAAUAGACAGAUUGUGUAGAGAGUCAAGGAGAAACUUGUGUAGCAAGUAGAAAACUUUCCUCCUUCCUUCGCUUCAUAAUUUGUAUUUUUUAAUAUUCGUAUUCGUAAAAGAAAAAAAGAAAAAAAAAGAGAGGAUAAUGCAUUUCAUUGAUAGCGAAUAAACGAAAUCGAUGCGUCGACAUUAAUAUAUCGUCGAGGCAGUUUUCUCAUUCGACAAGUUUUAUCUAAUCUUUUUCUUUCACGCUUUGACGUUUGAUAUAUAAACGCCACGAUACAUGAAUAAUUUUCGCUAGACGAAACUUUAUACUUUCGUGAUUUAUUAUUCCUCAUCUAUAUAUGUGUUCUUUGUAAAUAUUUGCUACGAAAAUAAUCACGUAAUCUCUUUUCGAGCAUUUCUUAGCUGAACGAUAUAAGUAAUUUCGACUAAAUAUUGUUACGAAUACUAUUUACGGAUACAUUUUCGUAGAGGUAGAAAGACGCGAGAAUGUCUUUGACAUUUUGUGUUUGUCUCCGUUUCCCUUGUUUGUUUGUUUUUUUUUUUCGAAAUUACGCCUUUGAUUUCGUCGUUCUGUGUAUAGCGAUUAAUAGGCAAGUGUAAAACGAAAAUAUCCCACAAGAGUGCAGCCGAAUGUCUUAUACCGUCCACCAGACCACCGCGUUCGUGACUCACGUAAACAUCGCAUCACCCAUGGCUUCUAAAUUUAAGGUAGACGAUGAUCUAAGAUACAUUGUGGCAAAGAGGAUAUGCGCGCACAGUAGAAACGGGGACGUAAACUUUGUUACUAUAGCUUUGUUACUUUACAGCUAUAUACGUUUGCCAUUGUCGAUAUCAUCGCUUGGUCUAUACACAUCACCCCGAUUUAAAAAAAAAUCGAUUAAUCAUUGCGGAAAGAACCUCGUCCUAUCUUCUAGCAAUCGCCGUGUCUAUAUCGCGCGCCUACGUUAUUUCUAUUCGUCGGUGUUUUCGUGCGGGGCUCCGUGUAAACGGCAAAUCGAAUAAACGACAGUGGAAAUUGCAUCCCCGCGCUGCAGCUUGUUUUAUAGCUGAGAUAGACGCACCGUAUCCUCGAUACACCCUUCAUCAUAGAUUUUCACAUUCGUGUGAAACACGUAUACACCGCGUACGACUGUUAUUCUCACCGCAGAUUUAGCAUCCGAAUGUGUUUUGCCUGAUCCUGAAAAUCCGCGUUCUCACCGCAUAUUCGGCGAUAAAUGCGGCUGUCUGAUUCUCUCUUUGCGCCGAUAUUGCACACGCAAACUCUAUGUCGGGCGAGUGAUAAAAGCUCGGAAUCACCCAGCCGCGUUUAAUAUCGACGCCGGCGCUAAAUGCGUGGUGAAAAUGUGGACGGACAUCUGUAUUUAAAAUGAAAUUUGUAAAUGCGAGUCGGACGGGGCGACUUUUAACUGCUGGAUGCGGUGAGGAUGCGGGACUGUGUCACUUUGCGCACCGUGAAUAUCGCCGGGACCAAUCCAAUGAGCUCCUCUACCCUCCCCUGCUAACCGAGAUAUCAUCCGUAAUAUCAGCGGUAAAGAACAGCCUUCCCUCGUUCGUUCUUAGCCCUCGCGCGCGGAGUAAGCUCGGAGUAUAAUACAGCUCGUCUAACAGUAGCUGUGAGCGUCUCUUUCUAUGUCAUAUAUAUCUGUUGUGCCUGUGAAAGCGAGGGGGGAGUAGGAAGGGACGCAGAAAGGGACGACAAAAGCAUAUCAUAGACACACAUGUGCGAUCGUGUGUACAGCUCUCGCGAACAGUCGGCGGACACUUUGCAGACAAUCGUCGCUUCUUCGACAAAAUUAAUCGCACCCUACGUGCUUUUGUUCCGACUUCAUUUUCGGACAAUUAUUCACUUAUCGAUCAAAAUUUUAACAUUACUUGUCAGAAAUUUGACGACGGCUAGCUUUAAGUAGUUGUAUUUGUACGGUCGGUCUUGCUUUGGUUCGAUCGCUGAUCAAAAAUCGAUGACAUCCGACAUUAGCAUGAAUGAGACUGCAAGAGACAUCAUUGAAACGUAAGACUCUAAAUCGUUAGAUUAAUAUCAUGUCCCGCGCACGGCAAAUUCGGCUAAAACGUCUUGCUUUAGUGUGACAUUAAAAAAUAACACCACCGUCUUUCUUCGUAACUAUAAUAUUGGCAUACGCUAUAACACCAAUAUUUUAUUACGCACAAUCGUAAAGUUACUUUUAUACAUACUUGUCUAUUUUAUAACUAAGUUUUAUACGGCGCUAUGGUAUCGAACAUGUUUAUACACCAAGUGCCUGAUUCUUAUUCACGAUUAUUGUUGCUUUCUAUUUCGAUCGAAAAUUUUCCCUCACCAUUCGUAUUCUCGUCGAUCUUGUCUCUUAAUACGUAUCUGCUUGAAACACAAAUGAUAACGUUGGAGAUAAGAUUACUUUCAAAUUCGGAAAUUCGAAUGACGUAAUUUAGAAAUUCAAAUGGCAAAUUUCUAUAUGCGUGUCAUUUUACAAUAAAUGAAAAUUACUGCCCGAUGUGUAUCCGCGUGUAAUUUUUAAGUUUUCUAAGCUGUAUCGAAUCUUCUUAUGCCAACAGCGUGGUGAUUGGAAAAAAGAUUGAUACGUCGUUGACGAUGAAUGUCCCAUCGCGCAAAAUAACACGAUUGCAUUCGUACGGAAGCGUGUGUCGUUACAAAAAAAAAAAAAGAGUAUAUUUAGAGGAACGAUAAAAAUUAUUCAUAUUAUAAAAAUUUUUACGUAUGAAUAAUAAAUCCAGUAUGCAAAUUCAGCUGACAUAAAUAAAGAGAGUGAAUUAACAUUUAAAUAGUCGGAGGUCAAGUUGACACAUAUUAUUAACUAAAAUAAGAAUUAUUAAGCUCGAAUGCCUGCGCGAGAAGAGAAUUUGUUUGUUUUUUUUUUUACGACAGAUAUGACUGAUUAGAUGAGACAACAUUAAAAAAAUGUUGAAUAACGUUUAUUUCCUUAAUUUAAUUUUAAAUUUAUUAGCUCGAAAUAUUUUAGGUUUGUUUAAAAAUCGCCAUUAGAAGAGCGAACGGAUAAUAAUCUCCGAUUCGCGACAGCACAAUCACGUGCAACACACCUGAUCUUUUGAUCUUUGAAUCUAUUAAUUAAGCCAUUUGAUCGCUAUGCAGGAGAUACGCACACGAACAUGUACAUCGCGAACUCUCAAUUUUUCCGCAUAAAAAGAAUCCUUUCGAACCGUUUCGGAGAUAUUCGCGCGUUACACUUGAAGUCGAAUACGUGUCAUCCCCCCCCCCCUUUGGUCGUGCCUAAUAAGAUAUACGAAUAAUUUCUCACGAUGAAAGAGCGUUUUUACACUUUCGUUCUCAUUUAUCUGCAGUGCUAUCGGCUUGAGUUUGCUCGCUGCUCACAAUUGCCCCGAUUCUUUGUGCCUUAAAGACUGGUUUUCACACUCGGGGCUGCGCUGACUGCAUUACGUCUUUACCGCUUUGUCGGUGGAAUCCGUGAUAUAUGCUGCUUACACCAAGCUGAAUGCAACUCUCUGAGAAAAAUGUACAGGAAAAUUAAUGUUUAUUCUCGGCACAACUCGCUAAUGGUGCAGAAUAUCAAUGAACGACUGCGCCGCAUGAAUUUCCUCCCAUUAGCAACGUCAGAUGUAUUAGCGCUCCAAAUUAAUUUAUCGUACUUUCCACAACUUCUCCUUUUAGUUUACAAAUAAUACAUUCAAAGUAUCUAUAUUCGCCGGGAGAAAUAAAAUAGGUCAAAAACCAAAUUGGAAAUAAUGUCUAAAGUAUUCAAAUAUUAAAAUACAAAGUGCACCGGAAAUAUUAAAAAAUAUUCAGAUUAGCGCAACUAGAGUGUAAAAUAAAAUUUAUUUUAUAGUAUUUUAUUUGCGUAUCCCGCUCUGCAGCCGCUUUGUGGCGUGCAUUCUCACAUAAAAGCCACGGGCUCUGAGUAUGUUCAAACCUGUGCGUCUAGAAAAUCAUUUGCGAGAGAAACGGAAGGCAACAGAAGAAUCGAAAUGUAUUUUGCACUUAAAUUCAACUGCGCGUAAAUCGAAGCGGAUGCAAAUAGUUGCUUGCGUAUUACUGAAGUGAAAAUAACAUGUUCGCGAUAUUCUUGUGACACGGCACAUCAAGUGCGCUAUCGUUAUCGCAGCCCUGUAAGUGGAAACCAGCCAUAAUUCGACCCUGACUAGACUCUACCACGUGCCGGCAAUACAAGCACAUUCACGCAUACACACACACACAUGUAUAUCUCACGGAAUGCUCGCAUGCAUGUUACAAUAUUCAACACUGUUGACUUGAAAUAAGAAAGCAAGAAAGGCGGCGCGACGCUUGCAUUAGAUCGAUGCUGGAGACUCCGCGAAUGUUCCUCCUCUUUCCUCCUGCGCGACAAUCUUUGCGAGAAAACCGACCGCAUGAAUUCGAGCGCGCAUGCAUCUGCACUUAAAAGAAUUAUCCUCCGUGCUGUAUUGCAAUGUCCAGCUGAAUUCUCACGAUCCUUUCGGCUCUCCUCCUCGUGGCGAAGCGUUUUAAACCGAUAAGAGUUUGAUCCGUAAUGUUUCGUAAAUUGCCCGAUGCAGCGACAAAUCUUUAUUAAAUUUCAAAGAAACGCAAAAGCAUUGUUGUUCGACUCUCAGUCGCCGAAAGUGAUUUUCAUUUUAUCGAACAAGCUCUGGGAUGAAAGUUAGAGUAAAAUAGAGUAAUACGAACGUCACUUUUCUCCGACGAAUGAUAAUCGCGCUUAGAGUCAUCGGACGAUCGAAAUUGCAGACGUUUUCCCCUGUCUUGAGUGGCUCAUAAAUCUAAAAACACAAAAAACGACCAGAAAUGGAGAGGGGAAGGGGGAAGGAGGGAGUACUGAAGAAAAAGAGAGGAAAAAAGGGAAAAAAAAAAAACAGAAAAUGCAUAUCGGCGACGGGUACAAUGAGUACGCACGCACAACAAUUUUUAAGACGAGAAAGCGAAGUGUGUGUACAGACCCGUGUGUAUGUGCGACUUACAUGCACACACACAUUUGUUGCUCUAGUGCUGCACCAUUGGUAGCGACGUCUUGUGGUCACCCACUCUUUUCGUGACGGCCAGUAAGCAUUAGCAUAAUUUACAAUAAUGUGUGUUUGCCGCACGCGGUUACCAUCACGUUCGCUCCUUACGCUUUUACGUUGACCGGGUAGGAUUGCCGGAUAUCCGGAUCUCCGCAGAAAUCGUCGUCCCGACGCAGACGUACUUUUUCGCGUCCCGGCUCUCGUAUCGAGUGUCCCACUUUAAAGCCUUGACGUAAGCAGAGCUGUGAUAACACGCUCUCGCACCGUGGACUAGUCGAAAUACAGAAAGUGCUGAUUACUCACUUGCCAGCCUGCAUGCGCGGCAGAGCGUUGAUUUUUACACCGGAUUAAUCGUUGCUUUUGUCAGUGGUAUGUAUUUCACUCGUCUGCUCGUGACUGAAGCGCCCCGGGCUUGCUUCACAUCGCGCAACUUCACGAAUGUCCGAAUGUCCGUCGAAUAUAUACAGUCUAAAAGAUCUGGCAAUCCUAAUCGACUGGGGGCUCUCGUUGCCUUUUUCAAACGCGUUUUCCGUUGGUUCUGCUGUUGUCCACUUCCCGGAUCAAGGGUGGAAGUCCAGGUUUUCUAAUACCAGGUUUUCUAAUACGUAGUGUCGGUUAAUUAUAACAAUGGGAUGCGCAGGUUGCGCGGAUACAAGUAGAGUCGCAUCCGAAUUUUCACUAGACAUUCGGAUGACAAUUGAUUAUAACUCGGAGUAUCUGCAGAAGUUUUGGAUGCACAUUGAGAGAAAUGUUCCGGCUGACUGAACAAACCGUCUGUUCGAUGAUUUAAACAGAAUCUGGUUCGGUUAGCUUGUAAUCAAAUUGUUGAAUCCACCAGAAUCUUGUCGCGUUAACAGGAAUUCUGGUAGAUUCGACCAGAAUCUUUAAAGUUGCAAAUCGGACAGACGAUUUGUUGAGUCGGAACAUUUUUCACAGCGCGCGAGAAUAUUCCGAUGUCGAAUAUAAUUGCUCAGAUUAUUCAACAACUUUCCCUACAAGAAUAUAAAAAACAAAUCUUGCAUUAUAUGAGAGAUUUUGUUAUGUGUGUGUGUGAAUAAGUUUUUUAAACGCUCGAAGAAAUUUACGAAAAAUCACCGAAAUAUAGUGUGAAAAACUUUGAACAUCCGAAUUUUGCUCGCAUCGGAUGCAUCGCAAUUCGAACGGCCCUCGGGGUUCUCCGAUGUCCCAAAGCUUCGGGCGGGUACUCGGGCAUCUUGAAUUUAAUAUUACCUCACCCGCAUUGUCAUUUGCUCUCGCGUUACCUGCGCACACCACGAUCAUCACGAAUUGUACAGUGCUCCGUUGUAUCACUCGACGAUGUAAAUACAACGACGAACGUCCGACAGUUUUCUCGGGAACACGUAGCUCAAAUCGGAUGCGAUGGGGGUGCUUGAUUGAUUUGCCAGAUCCAUCACACGUUUGAUUUACUCUCGCGAAAAAUUAUCGCGCGAAAUAAUACAUCUUGAGCGUAGGAUAGCGAAGUUAAUUAAAGGAAAUAAUAAUAAUGAAUUAUUCUCGCUUCGUAAAUUGUUACAAAAAUAUUGAAAAUUAUUUUUACAUAGAUUUACUUCAAGUAUGGCCUCAGAACUCCGCAGAUUCAACUCCCCAUGGAUAUCCGAAAAUUGUAUCGGUAGAGUAUUAGGACAGAAACGUGUGCCCCUCGCACCAAGUGACCAUAUACGGGAAAAACACGCGCAAUCACGUACACAAUUGCAUACACGUUCGUCGCGACCACCGCUCUCUCUCUCUCUUUCUCUCUCUUACGCUAUAUUUAACGAACCCUCUUAACUUCGUAGAUAGAUGCGUAUGAUUUCGAGUCGUGCGACACCGACGUCGCCGAUGACGGCUCACCGCUGUCGUCGAGUUGUCUCAAUUGUAUUGUCGCUAAUCUCGUUAUUAUCAUUUUCCCGUAUUAUUAUUAUCAUUAUUAUUACGAGUUGUUAUAUACGACACAUAUAGAUAUGUAUGCGGGUUAACUUAUAUAAGAAGGAGGACUCGACGCAAAUCUGACUUCUUCGAGGCGAGACGACGAACGCGUGUUUCUUUUAGGAGAGCAAUUCAAAGUAAUGUUGUCAUCGUUGACAUUAUUAUAUUAACGACAUUAUAAUUUAUUCUUGUAACGUCAUUAUCGUUAUCGCUAACGAUUGCCGUGAUUGUCGUCGGCACUUUCCGCAGCGAGAAUCACCAUUGCGCGUUAUAUAUAUAGUAUAUUAGAUAUAUAAGCGUUACACCGCUGAUCUCACACCCGAGAUAUUUCGACGAAGAAAUCAAUAACCCGCGAUUGAACAACACUGCGCAUCGCGGCCGAUGAUCAUGAUGAGUAAUCGAAUCAGAAUAAGAAAAAAAAAAAGCGGGACACAAAGGCGAAUUAUAUAUCUAUCACUGUAUCGAGAGUUGUGCGCUGCGUUUACGAUUUAAGCUAGUUCAUUUGUAAAUAAAAACUAUUUGACUCUUUGA